Messenger RNA from Zychaea mexicana, 1554 nucleotides. Its product is annotated as Alpha/Beta hydrolase protein. Bases 1 to 1554 code for a protein of 517 amino acids. Gene Ontology annotation, biological process: lipid metabolic process. The transcript has 4 exons. The record is from RefSeq and is a predicted model, not a curated record. Lineage: Eukaryota; Fungi; Mucoromycota; Mucoromycetes; Mucorales; Lichtheimiaceae.
AUGAAUUCUCAUGUCCCCGGGUCCGACUCUAGCUUAACUGGGUCCAAACGAUCGUCACGGCAUCGACGCGUGCAGCCUACUUCCACACGCACUACUGCAACGACAAGCAUUCAACAACAACAAAAUCCGAAAAAGAAGAAACAACGCAACACAUGUUUUGGCUGGAUCAGUAGUCUUUUCACGCAUAAAGCACCUACAUCGGCGCGAGGACAGCGCUACGGUUUCUCACAAAACGAUGCUGACGAUCAUGCAAAAGCGGUUCCGUCCGAUUAUGCUGAAGCAGAAAAAGAAGAGAAAAGACAACACGAAGAAAUGCAGUAUGCCUCAAAAACAGGAACAGAGAAAAAGGAAAAGAAGCAGCGACGGCGUGAUCGAAUCAAGGAUAGUGCGAGUCGAAGAGCACAGCAUAUCAUUCAAAGUGUUAAUUUCGGUGACAAGAACUUUGCGUCUCAAUGGAUGCGUGACUCUUUUGACGACGUUGCGAUAUCGCAUCCGGCAUUUGACCGUCUGAUUAGUUUGGUUGUCAGCAGUCAGACACGCGCACUAGUGCGGUCCAUCAUGAAACUUGCAAAUGCAUUUGGUCAAGGAUUCAAAGUGACGAGUUUCCGGUUACUGAAAGCCAUGAUUAUUCUCGAACGUUAUUAUAAAUCACUUCCCAGGCCUCCACCUAGUCGAGAAAUCAAAGACCGAGAAUUGAUGGAUGAAGCAUGUCAUUAUUUUGACUAUGCGCUCAUGGCAUACGGUUGGCGAGGUCUUUGCUAUCUAGGAUCGUAUGGCCAAUAUAUGCGCGAAGCACGGCAUCCACGCUCCAACAGACUGGCUAUCAUGCGAUUUUUGAAAUUGCACCCAGAAGAUCUUCUCGGUUACGAGUACGGUUUGCGAAAAGGCGCUGUGUUUCAGCCAAGUUACUUUGUUGCGAUUGAUCGAUCCAGAAAAGCGAUUGUACUGAGUAUUCGUGGCACUUGGAGUCUCUACGAUGCAAUUACGGAUCUUGUAUGCGAAUACAAACCGUUUAAAGGCGGUCUUGUGCAUGCUGGCAUGCUCGCCUCGGCCCAGUGGUUCUAUACCAACAUCAUCCCACAAAUUUUCCGUUACAUUCAUCACCACAGCAACGAGCUUUCAUCCUUUAUCAUCACGGGCCAUUCCUUGGGCGGCGGCGCAGCUAGUUUAUUAACCAUGCUCGUAUCUGAACAAAUCGCCGUCUUACGCCGACUCUCCAACAAUCCUAAUUUCCAAUUACAUUGCUACAGCUAUGCACCUGUUGCACUGAGCUCACGCGAACUCAACCACAAAUACGACAAGUAUAUACACAGUUUCAUCUGCCAAGACGAUAUUGUCGGUCGGAUGUCAUAUGGUACAGCCAUGGAGUUAAAGGAGUUGAUCAUGGAUACGAUCAGUGCGUAUGAGACGCUCGGAGGAUGGCAUAAAGUCAUGACAGAUCCAGCGACACGGAAAGUUUGCUUUGAGAUCCUUACACGAUGUCGUGAUAGGAUUUAUCAUAGUGUGGAUCAGUUAUAUCCUCUGGUAUGUUCUUUUAACAGUGUGUUUCUGUGA